This is a messenger RNA of Benincasa hispida (wax gourd), 1050 nucleotides long. The record is from RefSeq and is a predicted model, not a curated record. Lineage: Eukaryota; Viridiplantae; Streptophyta; Magnoliopsida; Cucurbitales; Cucurbitaceae.
AUGGCUUUGAACUUAUCAAUUGUUCUAUCAGGUUUGAGUUUUUUCCUCAGGAUUCAUUUACAACCUAUUGCUUUGCAACCAAGGGGUGGCUCCGGCACGGUGGGAGUGAACUACGGGUUAAACGGCGACAAUCUUCCGAUACCAAGUGAUGUGAUAAACUUAUACGGACGAUGUGGGAUAAAUAUCAUACGGAUAUUUGAGCCGAACCAUGGGGUUCUUGAUGCUUUGAAAGGUCAGGCAAAUUUAGUGUUGUGGCUAGGGACGAGAAAUGAAGACAUAGAGGGGUUUGCUACGGACCAAGUAGCGGCUAAUGCUUGGGUUAAUGCUAAUGUGGUUCCUUAUUAUAAGGAUGUCAACAUUGCUUAUAUCACCGUUGGCAAUGAGGUUGUCCCUGCCGAUGCAGCUGCACCAUUUGUUGCUAAUGCCAUUACAAAUAUAAUGCAAGCGCUUGUCAAUGCCGGCAUCCAAAGUGACAUUAAGGUGACGACAGUAGUAGCCAUGACAGCGUUGGAAGUGUCGUACCCACCUUCAGCCGGAGCCUUCACAGCCACCGCUGCUGGAGUAAUGAAAGACAUCGCAAACGUGUUGGGAUCUUCGGGUGCACCGAUAUUGGUGAAUGUGUACCCAUAUUUCGCAUACGCAUCAAAUCCUGAGCAAAUCUCUCUCAAUUAUGCACUCUUCACAUCCAGCACCCCCGUCGUGGUGGACGGAGAUUUACAUUACUUCAAUCUAUUCGACGCCAUGGUGGAUUCAUUCUAUGCGGCGUUGGAGAAGAUUGAUGCCGGGGGCGUGGGAAUCGCGAUCUCGGAGACUGGGUGGCCCACCGAUGGAAAUGAGCCGUUCACGAGCGUUGACAAUGCAUUGACUUAUAACAAAAACUUUGUGAAACAUGUGACCAGUGGAGUUGGAACCCCCAAAAGACCCAAUGUCUUUUAUGAUGCCAUUUUGUUCGAAAUGUUCAAUGAGGAUCUUAAGGCGCCUGGAGUUGAGCAGAAUUUUGGCUUUUUUUAUCCCAAUAUGAACCCAGUUUAUCCUUUUUGGAAUUGUUGA